Messenger RNA from Tarenaya hassleriana, 1300 nucleotides. RefSeq names its product GDSL esterase/lipase At5g45920. The record is from RefSeq and is a predicted model, not a curated record. NCBI's taxonomy places the organism in Eukaryota, Viridiplantae, Streptophyta, Magnoliopsida, Brassicales, Cleomaceae. Gene Ontology annotation, molecular function: hydrolase activity, acting on ester bonds. The coding region runs from base 432 to 1157 and encodes 241 amino acids. The transcript is spliced from 5 exons.
AUAAAAACUUAUUACAUUAUAAUAACGACCUUGAAAUAGAUAUCACUUUUAUCAUCUCGACCCGUAUGAAGCUAUAAUCAUAAUCGAGUUUUUUAAUUAUCCCUUUGUCUUUAAUGCUAGGGUUAAAUUGAUUGGCGUACAAAAAUACAUCCACCAAUAUAAAAAAAACAUAUGUGACAUAUAUAUAUAUAUAUAUGAAUGGCAAGUGGGUAGUGGGUGAUUGCAUUUAAGUGCAUCAACUUUUUUUUCCCCUUCCUUCUUAUUUGCUCCAUAUCUAUUAGAUAAUCUCCCAAAGAAAGAUCACAUCAGAAAAACCAGGGAUCAUCCCAUAACCACCCAACGAUUUCUUUCCUCCAAACUUUCUCGGGAAAAUAGGGAGAAAAUAAACGACAAACCCAUCAAACUAAUAGAAUCAGAGGAUCGAUCUAUCGAUGAGGCCAAAGAUCUUUCUGUUUGGUGAUUCGAUCACUGAGGAAUCCUUCGGCGAUGGCGGCUGGGGUGCUUCUCUUGCUAACCUCCUCCGUCGCAAGGCGGAUGUGGUGCUGAGAGGAUAUAGUGGGUACAACACGAGGUGGGCGUUGAAGGUGGCGGAGAAGGUUUUUCCGACGGCGGAGUGCGGCGGAGAAUCUCCGCCGGUGGCGGUGACGGUGUUCUUCGGGGCAAACGACGCGUGUCUGCCGGAGAGAUGCUCGGCUUUUCAGCACGUGCCGCUUCUUGAAUACAAGCAGAAUCUUCGCUCUCUCGUCUCCUUUCUCAAGAAUCGUUGGCCAGAGACGUGCAUUAUUCUCAUCACUCCCCCUCCAAUUGACGAAGAGGCACGGCUAAGAUACCCUUAUAUCGAGAACACGACUGGAUUGCCCGAAAGAACGAACGACGCAUCCGGAUCGUACGCAAAAGCGUGUGUAGACGUGGCCGAGGAAUGCGGAAUCGCGGCCAUCGAUAUAUGGACCAAAAUGCAACAAAUCGAAAGCUGGAGGGCAGAAUGUCUAUGGGACGGGCUGCAUCUGAGCCGGGUCGGGAAUAAAGUUGUGUUAGAAGAAGUUGUAAAAAAGCUCAAGGAGCAAGGCAUUGAUGUUGAGAAGAAUUUGGCUGUUGAUCUUCCCCUCAUCGAGAAUAUUGAUCAAAAUGACCCUCUCAAGGCCUUUGAUGGUAUUUGAUCAUCAAAAUGAUAUUUGUUUUGGACCCUUUUAGCUAUUAAUUUUACCAGAACAUGUAAUGGCAUGGACCGACCUCGAACGACAUUUAUCAAGCUGUAUCGAUCAUAAGGCGAGUUUUGAUUAAAAAAAAAUCCUUUGAAAUA